Messenger RNA from Nasonia vitripennis (jewel wasp), 5903 nucleotides. Its product is annotated as potassium channel subfamily K member 18. The transcript is spliced from 6 exons. Gene Ontology annotation, cellular component: membrane. NCBI's taxonomy places the organism in Eukaryota, Metazoa, Arthropoda, Insecta, Hymenoptera, Pteromalidae. Gene Ontology annotation, molecular function: potassium ion leak channel activity. The record is from RefSeq and is a predicted model, not a curated record. Gene Ontology annotation, biological process: stabilization of membrane potential; potassium ion transmembrane transport. The coding region runs from base 1239 to 2801 and encodes 520 amino acids.
GCGCGCCCUGUGCACUCAGCUCUCAUCAGUCUAGUCCAGACGGUUCAACCCCGCGCACCCGUCGCCUCUCUCUCUCUCUCUCUCUCUCUCUCUGGUCCUCCUCUAUUUUACACAUCCUGUAUAUAGAGCAGUUUUCGUGCAACAAGCCGAGUGUGAGCAGUCUCUCUGUCCCAAGUGCCUAGUGUCCGUAGAUCCGGGGUGUUGUCGUCCUCUUCGGAUACAUCGCGUAACGACACAACAGUAUAGAGCUGUAUACACACACACACACAGAGAGAAGAGCAGUGAAGGAACUCGCAUGUAGUACACGUAUAUACAGUGGUGUAUAGGCAGGCGGGAGGAGAAGUAGUCGCCAGUAUAUAGGCAGCAGCUCGGAUGGAUCCGGGCCUGACUCGGCGACGGCGGCGGCGACGUCGCAAGCAGCAGCACCAGCUCGCAGGAGUAGCGUGAUGGCGGAGACUAGUACGAGCUGACGACGGACGCGACUAUUCCACGAGUUGCCGGAUGACAAAAACGAGCGCAGCAGCAGCAGCAGCGACGGCGGCGGUGGCGGCAGCGUUAUAUUAGUCAUGAGCCAGGCUGCGCCAGCCAGCAGCAGCGGAAUAAAAAGAAAGGAAGGAGCAGCAGUGCAGUGGCUGCUGCAGCAACUCGAGUGCGGCCGGCUUUGAAUUUUGAAUAGAGAAAAAAUAAUUGCGCUGCCGGAAAUGAAUAAUUCAGGGAGUCCGCGGCGGCCGCCCUGACAGCCCUGCAUACACACUGCGCCGCAGCGAGAGCUAGAGAGCGAGCGAGCUUAACACACGACUGGCAGAGCCUGCCAGUGAGAGACAACCAGUGCACUGGAGCCGGGCAGCGAGGUCAAUUCAUUGACCUUUGCGCCGCCUCCAGCCGAGCGAGCGGCAAACAUUAGCAGGCAGGGCGAGAAGCGCGUCACCUUCCUCGAGCACCCCAUCCAAUUGGCCGCUGCUGCCGCGGCGGCCGCCGACUCUUGCGAAGCCUGCAGCAUCUCCUCCUCGAGCUUCUACGUACUGCCGCCGAGCAUCUACGGCCAAGACGACGACGAGCAGGACGAGGAGCCUGAGCCGGACGAGGAGGAGGAAGAGGAGGACGACGACGGCCAAGACGAGGAGGAGGAGGAGGAGGACGAGCAGCAGCCCCAGCACCAGCACCCGCACCAGCAGCCGCACCAGCACCCGCACCAGCACCCGCACCAGCACCCGCACCACCACCGGGAGCUCGCCGAGAUGGAGAAGGACCCGAGACAGCCCGCCGGCUGCUACCGGGCCUACGAGGGUCUCAAGUCCACCAACAACGGCAACACCUCCUCGCUGAAGCGACCCGCCGGCGCCGGCAUGCACCACCACCAGGGCAAGCAGCCCCAGCACCCGCAUCAGCACGAGCCGCCGAGCAGCCAGAGUUCGCAGGUGCGCUGCCUCUGCUUCGGCGGCGUGCCCGACAAGGCCAGCCGACACUCCUUCCUCAAGGGCUGCCUCAUCAACCUGGCCAUCUGCGUGAUCCUCGUCCUUUACACGCUCCUCGGCAGCUUCAUCUUCCUCUACAUAGAGGGCUCCAGCGACUCGCCGCCGCCCCUCCACCCGCGCGGCGUGCCGCACCACGUGUCCGCCCGCAACAACGCCACCUGGCUCAAUCAGAUCAACGAGGCGCGGGUCCACACGGUGGAGAACCUCUGGAACACGACGGUCAAGCUGAACAUCCUCUACCACGAGAACUGGACGAGACUGGCGUCCGAGGAGAUCGCCAGGUUUCAGGACCAGCUGAUCAGGACGCUGACGGACAACCUGAUGUCGGGCUCGAUCACGCACACCGGCAGCGCCGACGUCACCGGCCAGAAGAUCGUACACUACGAGUGGAACUUUGCCAGAGCCUUCCUCUACUCGCUCACCGUCCUCACCACCAUAGGCUACGGGAGCAUAGCGCCCCGCUCGACUCUCGGCAAGCUGGUGACGAUAAGCUACGCCUUCGUGGGCAUCCCUCUGACGCUGAUCUACCUGUCGAGCGCCGGGGGUCUGCUGUCCAGGUGCGCGAGGGGCGUCUUCACGCGGGCGCUCUGCUGCUGUCUCUGCUCCAACUGCGGUUACUGCUGCUACGACGAGAGGCGGAUGCAGGUGAGCGAGAAGGAGCGACGCAUGCGAAAGCGGAGGCAGCAGGAGGAGAUGGCCCAGCAGCAGCAGCAUCACCAGCAGCACCAGCAGCACCAGCAGCAGCUGGGAGGCCUGCAGGAGCCGUUCUACGUGCGGGCCAACGCGAACGCGAGCUACCCCAACUCGCUGGACGUCAAGUCCAGUCCGAAGGACGAGGUCUCGAGCCUCAGCUCCGGGGACAGGCCCAACGUCACGAUCCUCGCGCCCAUCAGCAUCUGCCUGGGGGCCAUGCUCUGCUACAUCGUCGCCGGAGCCUUCACCCUCCACAAGCUCGAGGGCUGGGACGUGAUAGACGCGAGCUACUUCUGCUUCAUGAGCCUGUCGACGAUCGGCUUCGGCGACAUGGUGCCCGGCAGCUACCCGAGCUUCAGCACGAUGGAGCCGCGCAACGCGACCGUCUGGUUCUGCUCGUGCUACAUCAUGAGCGGCAUGGCGCUGACGGCCAUGUGCUUCAACAUCCUGCACGACGAGAUCGUGCAUCGGCUGUCGCACCAGCAGCAGCAACAGCAGCACCAGCAGCAGCACCACCAGAACCACCAGCACCUGCAGCACCAGCACCACCACCAGUCGGCGGAGAAGCAGGAGCCAAGGCCGCCCCCGGUGGACGAGCUCUCGGCCGAGCCGUUCGCCAUCAACAGCUCGUGACAAUUUCCCGGCAGCAAUCACCACCACCACCAGCUCAUGAUGAGCUGCCAGCAGCGCAGCCUCGCCGAGGAGUCGCUCUGCAUGAGCGAGCCGCCCGGCGGCAUCUUCGCCCACGACAACGAGAUCAACAUACUCAAGGACUCGUACAACCAGGUGGACGUGACGCGCGACUGCAAGCCCAGCAUCCUCAAGCCCAUCUUCGAGCAGCAGCAGCAGCAGCAGCAGCCGCUUGGCAGCGAUCAGCAGCUGAGGGCCGUCGCGGUACCCGUGCCGCCCUGUCUGCCGCCGAUGCCGCCCAUGCCUCCCCCGCCCCCGGCCGCCGUGUCCGCGGCGGCCACUGCCGUCUACACACUGCCAGAACUCGACGAGGACAUCGACGAGGACAACACUCCCAUGUGAAGAUGAAGAUGAAGAUGAUGAUGAUGAUGAUGAUGAUGAUGAUGGUGCCACGACGACCUACCUUUUCUACUCGCUCUGAUGAUACGUACGCGCGGCUCGAUUAAACAUGAAAGGCUAUCCACUAUUGUCGUAUAUAAUCGUCGUAUAAUUAUAAUAUCAUACGUAUAUCCUAAUCAGAAUAUCGCAUACUCGUAACGGAUAAUGACUGUCAAUGCUCGAAAACUCUAUGCUCAAGAACAAUAACUAACGUAUAAUGCAAUUCUUUCAAUAGCAAAGUAAGACAGUUUUGCGCUCUCGGCUCGACAGUUUCUUUCUUUUCUCUCUCUCGCUCGCUCGGCCUCCUAUUUUCCCUCAUUACGGCCCCCGCACCUCUGAAAGCAGCGGCGGCGACGGCAGCAACAACAAGAACUACAAGAAGAAGCUUUCCCCUCUUCGAUCCUCUUUGCUUUUUGCGAAUUCCCUUUUUCUUUUCUUCUUUUUCCGAUGCCGAUGUAGUUAUAUAUAGUAGCUGCUGGCUCUGCUGGCCGCUCUCUCUCUCUCUCUCUCUCUCUCUCUCACCGCCUCCUGGGAAAUAUGAGGGAGCCUCUUUUCUCUUUCUAUCGCACGCGCACGCCGCCGCACACCACGCGCGGGUCCCGCGCACGUCCACUACUCUAUACUGCCUACCCUUCGAAAACUUUAUCCGCCAAUUUCACUGGGCGGAAAAUUCCAAUGAAAGUCAAACGCCAUGGGAAUUGUCGUUUUUCCUCCCCAUCCUCGCUCUCUCUUUCCGCUUUUUUGCCUAAUGCCUAAUCAACUCGAAUAACUCCGAUCGCAGAUUUUCCCAUUAUUUAUUUUCUCCCUCUCUACGCCCCUCUUUCUUUGCCAUUCUUUGGUAACUACACUUUUAUACACUGCAGCUGGUGUACAGGCAACGCUGUCUUACUAUUGUACUCGAUGGCGCUAAAUCAGUGUUUAUAAAUAAAAAAUGAAAAAUCAUCGUCGUCGUCGAUUUAACCAACGGCUAAAAGUUUCAAUGUAAAUACUCGAUAACGGGACAUAUAAGUAUGAAGAAUUAAGUACGCGCAAUUAAUCGAGGUGAAUUAUCGCAAGUAUAUAGUCAGAAACAAAAAAAAAAUACGAUACACUUAUAUAGAAUAUACAUACGAUACAUAAAACUAGGAUUAUUUUUUACUUCAAGCUCGAAUCAAGAAAACUCUAAAAUUAUUCAUAAUAUCUAUAUACCUGUGUAAAAAGCCAAAACACUUUUACUGAACAGUAAGACACCGAGAAAGCACCGAGAAAGCUCUUUUACACGAUCGCAAUUACUAUAAGUAUAAUAUAUUGAUCUCCCAGAAAUUCAUUAUACGCAUUAUUAUAAGUAUAUAUCUUAUCUUUUGAACAGCUACACCACAAAUGAAUAUUGUAUAAAACGUUGAAGUAUAUGAUGCAGAUUUUACUUACAAAUUUAUAAAUCUUCUUGUUACAACACGUUUCGAUUUUUUGUAAACUUUUAUACUGUUUGUAUGAUACACGAUAUUCGUGUGUAACAGGUUUAAACGGUUUGUCGCCUGAGAUGAGGGACAGCUAUUGUGUUGAUAAUUAUAAAAUGAUGUAUUAAUCGCGAGUAUCAAAGGAAGAAAAAUAAGCAAAAAAAAGAAAAAAAAGACGAGAUAAAAGAAAAGUCGAGAAAAAGGGGAAUAAAAAAGAUGAUUAUUUAAAAACUUUACAUUAUUUUUCUAGAAGUGCAGUAAAAAAUAAAAGCGAUAAGAGGAGAAAGAAGUAGGAGGAAAGCGAACUGUGCACUAAAAUCAAAGAAACAUCGUUUUGCCAUUUUCCGAUAGUAACUUUUUCACGCUCAAGUAUAUAAGAAUUAUAAGACAAAGGAGGGAAAAGCUGUAGCAAGCGAGAAGAGGGGAGGAAAUCAAAUCAAUUCAUCGUGUUCGGUGUAAACGAGAGGCUAUACGAUAAGAAUCCGAUACAUAAAAUAGGUAUAUACUGGUAUAAAGCAUAUAGUUCGUGAAGUUUUAAGGCGCGGGAUAAAUAAAUGUGUAAUAGGGAACGAAGGAAUGAAUGGAAACGAUCCGCGCGGCGGCGGUGGCAGCAACGACGACGGCAUACAAUUUUGCGCGCCGCAGAUGUCGAAAAGUCUUGGCUUCGAAAGAGAGUGAGACGACGAGAGCAGAGCGCUCGCGGGAAACGAUAAUCAAUAUUUUCUACGUACACGCUUGGCAUUUGACUGCAGCGAGCGCGAGAGCGCGCGUUAUAUAUGUGUGUGUGCGGACGAACGCGCGACGAGAACGAGAGCGAGAGAGAGAGAGACGAGUGGCUUGGAAAAUAUUUCCAUACGGAAAUGUCACGAUGUACAAGAUCGGACUGCGGCUCGAUUCACGCGUGACGUUUAUUCCUCGACGUCAAAUGUAUUCCUAUAUGAAAAGAUUCGCGCCCGCGCGCGCAUAUGCUGCUGCAGAGCGCGGAACGGGCAGAAAAGGCAAUUCCUUUUCACCCAUCCACACAGCACAGAGACAUCGCACACCCACACCCACGCACGUACACACACACACACACACACACUGACACUCUGACACAUUGUAAAUAUAUAUACAUUUAUUUAAAAGUCGACGUCCUGGUGUAAAAUACAAUACUGUAUACACGUCUGUAUAAUCGUGUUUGUCGAGCAAUGUAUAUCUUAAAGUAAUUAAUAAAAGGAUUGAUGAAAUUAAA